UUUAUACGCGGCGGGAGGAAAACAGAGAUCGUGAAAUCGUAUCAUCUUCGAUGGGUAACCCUAAAUCCCCUAAUUUGUCAAUUGGCGAAACAGCAUCCGAUUUGGAUUUGUGUGGUAAAGCGAAAACGUGGAAAUGAGAUUGAGGAAAUCGAUUCCGGCGUGGCAAAGAACGCAAAGGCAACGAGGGAGGAAUCGCAAUUGAAUUCUGGGAUGGUAAAGGAAACGCGGCAUGUUUUAAAAUUCACAGAUAUCGCUGGUCUAUUGAGUUUCUACGAGAAUAGGAUGAGCUUCGAAAGGGAAGAUUACGAUCCCAAGGCACAGUAUUUGUCAAGGACGAGGAAACAUAAACACGAAGACUACAAUAGGAUAAAGGAGAUGGAAGAACAUCCUUACGACCGCGAGGCUGUUCUCAAAUACAUCGCCCAAGUCCGCAAUAGCGGUGGUUUUGAUGUGGAUGUGCGUAUUCCUUCUUGGUUACACACGGGCUUUGUUUAUUUCUUCCCUGUGCCUUCCCCCAAUUCACGUGAUUUUGUGUUCAAGCUAGCACAGCUUGCGAUUGAUGAAAUCAAUGUUGACAUGAAAAGCGAAAGUUUUGAGCUUGUGGAAGUUGUCAAGGCGGUCACCACAAAAGCCUGCUAUGGUCUAGUGUAUUUGACUUUGGCUGUGAAAAAAGUUGGAGAAGAAGCUACUAUCACUAUCCAAGCAAUUGUCUCCUCUCCCUGGAUUGGCCAUGGCUCUAGGGAACUCCGCCAGUGGAGGAUUAAACCAGAUGCCGAGCCUCCAGCAGUGGUGGUGGAGCCUUGAUUGUUAGAUAUUAACUUCUGCUACUAUGUUUUAACAAGUUUUAGGACAUGGGGAAUGUGUUUUCCACUGAUAUUGGAUGUAUGAACAGGUCAGCACUUCCCCUAUAUCUAAAAUAGUUUUAUACUCCUAUUUGGUUGUGUAUUGUUCCUCCUAUUGUUCCAUUUCUGCUACUAUGUUAUUGUCCAGCUAGAUAUGCUGUCGAAUGGUUGUUUCUCUAUGAUUGUUCACUAAAUUAAUAAGUAUGUAAUCACCUUCACUACGGUUCAGCUUAAA
This is a messenger RNA of Salvia splendens (bonfire salvia), 1077 nucleotides long. RefSeq lists its product as uncharacterized. Bases 211 to 804 code for a protein of 197 amino acids. NCBI's taxonomy places the organism in Eukaryota, Viridiplantae, Streptophyta, Magnoliopsida, Lamiales, Lamiaceae. The record is from RefSeq and is a predicted model, not a curated record. The transcript has 3 exons.